Molecule: messenger RNA, 1299 nt
Organism: Callorhinus ursinus (northern fur seal)
Lineage: Eukaryota; Metazoa; Chordata; Mammalia; Carnivora; Otariidae
Gene: HOXD3
Product: homeobox D3
Biological process (GO): anterior/posterior pattern specification; regulation of transcription by RNA polymerase II; embryonic skeletal system morphogenesis
Cellular component (GO): nucleus
Molecular function (GO): RNA polymerase II cis-regulatory region sequence-specific DNA binding; DNA-binding transcription factor activity, RNA polymerase II-specific
Source: RefSeq, a predicted model, not a curated record
AUGUUAUUUGAGCCGGGUCAGCAGGCCCUGGAACUUCCUGAGUGCACGAUGCAGAAGGCUGCUUACUAUGAAAACCCAGGACUCUUCGGAGGCUAUGGCUACAGCAAAGCCACCGACACUUACGGCUAUGGCACCCCCCAUCAGCCUUACCCACCCCCCGCUGCUGCCAACUCCCUGGACACUGAUUACCCGGGCUCUGCCUGUUCCAUCCAGAGUUCGGCACCUCUGAGAGCCCCAGCCCACAAAGGAACUGAACUCAAUGGCAGCUGUAUGCGGCCCGGCACUGGGAACAGCCAGGGUGGGGGCGGUGGCAGCCAGCCUCCUGGCCUGAACUCAGAGAGGCAGCCACCACAGCCCCCUCCUCCACCACCAGCCUUGCCCCCAUCCUCGCCCACCAAUCCUGGAGGUGGAGUGCCUGCCAAGAAGGCCAAGGGUGGGCCCAAUGCUUCUGGCUCCUCAGCCACCAUCAGCAAGCAGAUCUUCCCUUGGAUGAAAGAGUCCCGACAGAACUCCAAGCAGAAGAACAGCUGUGCCACUGCAGGAGAGAGCUGCGAGGAUAAGAGCCCGCCGGGCCCGGCGUCCAAGCGGGUGCGCACGGCAUACACGAGCGCACAGCUGGUGGAGCUGGAGAAGGAAUUCCACUUCAACCGCUACUUGUGCCGGCCGCGCCGCGUGGAGAUGGCCAACCUGCUGAACCUCACCGAGCGCCAGAUCAAGAUCUGGUUCCAGAACCGGCGCAUGAAGUACAAGAAGGACCAGAAGGCCAAGGGCAUCCUGCACUCGCCGGCGGGUCAGUCCCCGGAGCGCAGUCCGCCGCUGGGCAGCGCCUCCAGCCACGUGGCCUACUCCGGCCAGCUGCCGCCCGUGCCCGGCCUGGCCUACGACGCGCCCUCGCCGCCCGCCUUCGCCAAAUCUCAGCCCAACAUGUACGGCCUGGCCGCCUACACGGCGCCGCUCAGCAGCUGCCUGCCACAGCAGAAGCGCUACGCGGCGCCCGAGUUCGAGCCCCACCCCAUGGCAAGCAACGGUGGCGGCUUCGCCAGCGCCAACCUGCAGGGCAGCCCGGUGUACGUGGGUGGCAACUUCGUCGACUCCAUGGCGCCUGCGUCCGGGCCCGUCUUCAACCUGGGCCACCUCUCGCACCCGUCUUCGGCCAGCGUGGACUACAGCUGCGCCGCGCAAAUUCCCGGCAACCACCACCAUGGACCGUGCGACCCUCAUCCCACCUACACAGAUCUCUCGGCCCACCACUCGUCUCAGGGACGCCUGCCCGAGGCCCCCAAACUGACGCAUCUGUAG